AUGUCUCUCUCUGUCACUCUCUCACUCUGAGCCCUGCCUGACGGUGUCUGCCCUCUCGGAUCUGCGCUGCCCACACCCUAGAGAGGUGGAGCCUCCAUGUUCUUGUGCAUUGGAUCUGGGUGAGGCACCAGUUCCAGGGUGAGUCUCUUUGGCCGAGGUGUCUGCUGCCCUCCAUGGCCCAAUGAUCCAGCAACCCAACCCAACCCAAUCCUACCCAACCCCUGCUGGUCUGACAAGUCUCAGGUUGAAGCUACCUAGAGGCCUGUUUACCCUUUCUGACAAGUCUCAGGUUGCAGCUACCUAGAGGCCUGGUUACCCUUUCUGUGGUUUCUACUGACCACUAAGAAAAAAUAGGAUUUCUAACCUCAACCUUUUCCCUUUGGAUCCGAGACACGGUGGUUGAAGACACCAACCAUGGCUGAUAAACUAGGUCUGGCUGUGGGGGACGAUACUGCAACCAUCAUGGCGCUAUUGGAGCGUGUGGCGGGAAUCAUCGACAACGUGCAGACAUGCCAGACGCGUAUGGAGGAGAGGCAGCUCGAGCUGGAGAACAGUGUCAAGACCAUCCAGGAGGAUGUGGUGAAGCUGACGGUAAACCAUGCCGCCACGAGCAGCACAGUGGACAGGCUGCUGGAGAAGACGCGCAAGGUCAGCUGCCACAUCAAGGACGUCCGUGUACGGGUAGAGAAUCAGAACAUCCGCGUCAAGAAGGUGGAAACCACCCAGGAGGAACUGUUGGCCAAGAACAAGUUCCGGGUUGUUAUCUACCAGGGGGACAGUGAGGUGUCUGCUGUGGCAGCCGGAAAGGAACCCAAAGAACCCAAGGAUUCCAAGGAACCCAAACCAUCUGUGGCCGAAGUGGAACCAGACCACUUUGAGCUCCCCCCUGAGUCUGAUGAUGAGUACAUGGUGGUGGAGGAAGCCUCGUCCACGGCCGCUAAGAUGAAGAAAUCAGGCCUAACCCGCAUGGAGAGCUUCAAGUCCACCUUCUCCCGCUUGAACAUGACAAAGACGAAAGAGAACAUGAGCAGCAAGGUUGGCCAGAUGGGUGAGCGCAUCGUAUCAACCGAGCGUCGGCAGAAGAUCCGCCAGUCUGGGGAGAGGCUCAAGCAGUCCGGCUCGCGGCUCAAGGAAUCCAUUGCCAGCCAUGUGCCAGCCAAACUAAAGAAGGAGAGGACUGUGGCGGAGGGCCAGGAGGGGGCUGUGGGGGUCACCGAGGACGCCACACCCGUCCCGCCACCCAAGGGCCACAAAUCCAACAGCCCUAAGCUCGCUGAGGAUGGCGUAGAGGAGGAGGUGCCGAUGCAUGAUAUUAAACAGCUCUCCUAAACCAGCGUUCAAUUAAAUGGGAAACAACAACGUGUGUUUUUCUUUGAAUCUUUUUUUCUUUGUGAAGGAUUGUCCUGUGACCGAUAGUCCCGUGAACAGGCCAGUUAGGGUUUCAACACAAUGAGUUUAUAUGAUCCACACAACAUUUUGAAAUCAUCUUUAUUUUGGAAAUUCAAUGAUUUAUAUAGAUAUACUUUUAUCUUUUUUUGUCAUUUUUUCUUACAUUUAACACAAGAAUGCAAAACAAAUAAACUGACAAGAAUUACAGCAAAUUUGUGCAAUUGGACAUUUACUACAGACUUAUAAAUCAGCAUAUUAUAAUACAUAAGACAUUGAAUUGUCUUUAAUUUGCAUGUUGAAAGGCUGAAUAUGGGAUGUUAAGGCUAAACUAUGGAAGUGAUGCAAGUUGAAAUGGAGUUCUGGUAUGUUCUGAUUAAGGUUAAUGUUUCAUACACAAAACAUUACAUUGACUGGAAAGUGUCUUUGUGCAAAGGUAAGUGAUGAAUGAUGAGCAUUUGGUCUCAAUUAUGUAAAUUCAUGCCAGCCGAACCAGAAUUUAGUGAUAAAUUGAAUUUCUUGUGCAAUUUUUGCUGAUAAAAACUCCAUCAGCUGGUGUCUGAGGAGUAAAGCAUAUAUAAAAUGCAUAUGUAAUUGAAUGGACAAAUUGGUGAGUGAAGAAACUAAUGUGCAUUAUAUCAAAUAUCUAUGGAAAUUCAAUUUUUAUAAAAAAAUUAAAAAAAUUGUUAUACAAAUGGCCAAAUGGACAAAAGCAGAUUCAUAAAGAUAUGCAUCUGCUCCAUAUCUAGUGUAGUUUAAAAUAUAAAGCCAUUACUAGGACAUUUUAUUGAGAGUUGUUUGCUUCAACAGAGUGAGUAAUUCUGCAUGUUUAUAGAUAUUAUUUUAUUUUAAGUUUAAGUUGAGAGUAAUUCUCUAGAGUGAAUGUCACUGAAUAUGUAAUAUAUAUGAAGCCUCUCUGCUGCUAAGGAGAGGUAACACAUUGUGCAUGUUAUCAUCUUAUUCAACUGUCCAAUAAUCUUGUUAAUUGUAGAUUUAGUUUCUAUAUUAAUGAACACAGUUCUUUACUCCUGUUGAAAAAGGUCUAAAAUAGGUGUAAUACCAGACUAACUGUUUUGCUAUAGCGCAAUAUAUCUCAAGAUAGUUGGCAUUUUUUACAUGAAGUCAAAAGCUUUUGUAAGUUCCCAUUAAUGUGUUGAAACAGCUUGACAACCACACUUUGUUUAAUGCAACGUACACGACCCCGUCAUAACGCAUAGAACUGUCAAAUAAAAAAAAUAAAAAUAGCAUCCUUGUUUGCUAUGAUAUGCUUUAUUACAAAAUGAUUUUAAAAAAUGGGCCCUGCUUUAUUUGAAGUGCAUCUUACGAAGGCUUCAUUAGAACUGCAUAAAUGGGUCACACACAAUCUAUAACCGUAUUUCAUGCUCUAUAAAAGAUUAAUAAACGUGAACAAAUAAGUUGAUGGUUGUUACACAGUUAUGCCACAUUAUGAAUCUUUAUAGAACAUGAUGAUUUGUGAAGCAUCUAUGUAGCGCUUGUGAAUCCUAUAUGAAGGCGUUAUGAAGCCUUCAUAAAAUGCACUUCAAAUAAAGAGGGACCAAAAAAGGUUAUAACGUUGUUACUAUGAUGCCACAUGAUGCUAUUUAAAUGCUUUUUGAGAGCAUCAAGUGUCAUAGAGGGGUUGAUUUAUGUGGAUAAGGGUGUUAGGAUGAGGUGUUAAUGACAGGUUGACUAUCAGACAAAAAUAUGUUCUAAUGCACUUGAGCAGAUACAACAUCAGGAUGUGAUGAUGAGUUACUCAAAAACUGUCAUUUCUAUAAGACCAUUGCAUUGUUUCCAUCUUCCGGUAUUCUUUGAAAAUAUGUUCAAUAAAAAUGCAAAUGAUUGUAAA
This is a messenger RNA of Oncorhynchus mykiss (rainbow trout), 3235 nucleotides long. Its product is annotated as caveolae-associated protein 4a. The record is from RefSeq and is a predicted model, not a curated record. Gene Ontology annotation, biological process: regulation of gene expression. Gene Ontology annotation, cellular component: caveola; cytoplasm. Lineage: Eukaryota; Metazoa; Chordata; Actinopteri; Salmoniformes; Salmonidae.